CCGCCGAGGAGCCGGAGCGGGGCCCCGAGCCGCGGGACUCCCCGGCAUGGAUCAGUGCGUGACGGUGGAGCGGGAGCUGGAGAAGGUGCUGCACAAGUUCUCGGGCUACGGGCAGCUGUGCGAGCGCGGCCUGGAGGAGCUCAUCGACUACACGGGCGGCCUCAAGCACGAGAUCCUGCAGAGCCAGGGCCAAGAUGGUGAAUUAUCAGGGACACUGUCACUUGUUUUGACACAGUGCUGUAAAAGAAUAAAGGACACAGUCCAAAAACUGGCUUCCGAUCACAAAGACAUCCACAGCAGUGUCUCCCGGGUUGGAAAGGCCAUUGACAAGAAUUUUGAUUCCGACAUCAGUAGUGUGGGAAUUGAUGGCUGUUGGCAGGCAGACAGCCAGCGGAUCCUCAAUGAGGUGAUGGUGGAACACUUUUUCCGACAAGGAAUGCUGGAUGUAGCUGAGGAGCUCUGUCAGGAAUCUGGACUGUCUAUAGACCCGAGUCAAAAAGAACCAUUUGUGGAAUUAAAUCGAAUAUUGGAAGCAUUAAAAGUCCGAGUUCUGAGACCUGCUUUGGAAUGGGCCGUGUCGAAUCGGGAGAUGCUCAUGGCCCAGAACAGCUCCUUGGAGUUCAAGUUGCACAGAUUGUACUUCAUCAGCUUGUUAAUGGGUGGGACAGCAAACCAGCGGGAAGCUUUGCAAUAUGCUAAAAACUUUCAGCCAUUUGCCCUAAACCACCAGAAAGAUAUCCAGGUCUUGAUGGGAAGCCUUGUGUACCUGAGGCAGGGCAUCGAGAACUCACCUUAUGUUCACCUGCUUGAUGCAAACCAGUGGGCGGACAUCUGUGACAUCUUCACUCGGGACGCCUGCGCUCUCUUGGGGCUCUCUGUGGAGUCACCCCUCAGUGUUAGUUUCUCAGCAGGCUGUGUAGCCCUGCCGGCUCUGAUUAACAUCAAGGCGGUGAUUGAGCAGAGGCAGUGCACAGGCGUUUGGAACCAGAAGGACGAGUUGCCUAUUGAAGUGGACCUUGGUAAAAAGUGCUGGUAUCACUCUAUAUUCGCUUGUCCCAUUCUUCGUCAGCAAACAACAGAUAAUAAUCCACCUAUGAAAUUGGUCUGUGGUCAUAUUAUCUCAAGAGAUGCGCUGAAUAAAAUGUUUAAUGGUAGCAAAUUAAAAUGUCCUUACUGCCCGAUGGAACAAAGUCCAGGAGACGCCAAACAGAUCUUUUUCUGAAGUCAUUCCGACGCCGCUCGUAAGUGAUGCCUUGGAUGGCAGGCGCCUCUCAGAGGACUAGACAGUACUUGCUGCAUUUGCUCCACAGACCGCGGGCUCCCGGGCUGCUGAAAGCAAAAGUGUCAGAACCUUGGUCAGCAUUUCAGUGUGUCCACACUGCGGGCAAGUGCUCCGGAAUCAAUCUUACCAUAGGGCUUUAUUAUACUCUUGGUCUUCAUUUCUGAUCAAGUAAAAAUACACCAGCAGUUGUCAUUCAAUGCCGGUUUUUGUACUUAAUUAUAUGGUGAUUUUUUUUUUUUUUUACUUUUUAAGAGCAGAAACGAGAAAUCACCCUCCCCCAUGUGUUGAAUAUUUCUCCUGCUUUUAUUCAUCCUCUUCUUGAUGAUUUUCAUCCUUGAAGAAUGUUUGUGAAAAAGUUUUAUUUCCUGUUAUGUGUACAUAAUUAAAAAUACUUCAGAAAAAGUUUGAUAAAUUGAA
Molecule: messenger RNA, 1699 nt
Organism: Sarcophilus harrisii (Tasmanian devil)
Lineage: Eukaryota; Metazoa; Chordata; Mammalia; Dasyuromorphia; Dasyuridae
Gene: RMND5A
Product: required for meiotic nuclear division 5 homolog A
Exons: 9
Coding region: 47-1222 (391 amino acids)
Biological process (GO): proteasome-mediated ubiquitin-dependent protein catabolic process
Cellular component (GO): nucleus; cytoplasm; GID complex
Molecular function (GO): ubiquitin protein ligase activity; protein binding
Source: RefSeq, a predicted model, not a curated record